AAUUGAUUUUGCUUGCGAAGGAAGGGCGUGAACGAUCGCCACCUACCUCCUCUCUAUCUUACUCUCUGAGGCAAUUAUUCGAACAGUUGAUUGGUUGCUUACUGCAAUUCCGUCGAGUGGUAGGAUUCGUUCAGGUCCGCCAUUGGAAUCGGUCCCCUUGAUCAAUCUGCUCGGUUUCUUAGUGAGAGGGACGGAAGGGGGAGAUGUACGUGAAGGCGGUGCCGCCGGUGGAUCUCAACAAGAACACGGAGUGGUUCACUUAUCCCGGCGUGUGGAUCACCUACAUACUCAUCCUCUUCAUCUCCUGGCUCCUCGCCUUGUCCCUCCUCGGCUGCUCCGCCGGCAUGGCCUGGACUUUCGUCCACCUCUCCCACUUCCUGGUUACUUAUCAUUUCUUCCAUUGGAAGAAAGGAACACCAUUUUCUGAUGAUCAAGGCAUCUACAACGGUUUGACUUGGUGGGAGCAGAUUGACAACGGCAAGCAACUUACUCGAAAUAGGAAGUUCUUGACAGUUGUACCUGUUGUGCUGUACUUGAUAGCUUCCCACACAACAGAUUACCAAAACCCGAUGCUCUUCUUCAACACGCUGGCAGUAUUAAUCUUAGUGGUGGCGAAGUUCCCUAACAUGCACAAGGUCCGUAUAUUUGGGAUAAAUGCCGAUCACUGAUUAGGAAAGAGAUUAAAGUCCACUGAGUUUGCCCCAUAGAAAUGAUAACUUCUAGGUAUCGUUUAAGUAACAGGCGUCAUCAUGCGUGAUCUUGUUGGGAAGGAGGUGUUAUUUACUUUGAUGAGAAGUGAACAUCAUGUUGGUGCCAUUUUAUGUUUUAUGUACAUGUGCAGAUGGGUUGUAUUCCCUCUCUGUACAAUUGGGGGAUUCAUUCUUCGAAUGAUUAUGCUCAUUAUAACUUUUGCUUCUACAUCACAAGAAACGACCGUAUAAGAUUAUUUUUCCUGAUUAA
Molecule: messenger RNA, 960 nt
Organism: Punica granatum (pomegranate)
Lineage: Eukaryota; Viridiplantae; Streptophyta; Magnoliopsida; Myrtales; Lythraceae
Source: RefSeq, a predicted model, not a curated record